Molecule: messenger RNA, 294 nt
Organism: Recurvomyces mirabilis
Lineage: Eukaryota; Fungi; Ascomycota; Dothideomycetes; Mycosphaerellales; Teratosphaeriaceae
Exons: 1
Coding region: 1-294 (97 amino acids)
Biological process (GO): Mo-molybdopterin cofactor biosynthetic process
Cellular component (GO): cytosol
Source: RefSeq, a predicted model, not a curated record
AUGGCCACGCCCAAAGCACCCGCCGACCACUUCACCCUCCUCUACUUCGCAGCCGCUACCUCCUUCACCCGCAAGCAGCACGACUUCCUGCCUGCUCCUAUGCCGUUGAGUCAGCUUUAUGAUACAGUCGAAGCAAAGUAUCCCGGCAUUAAGGCGAAGGUACUUGAGUCUAGCGCGCUGACAGUGAAUCUGGAGUACGUGGAUGCAGAGGAGGAGGGCGCCAAGGGCGGUCAGGGUACGGUGAUACAAUCUGGUGACGAAGUUGCCAUAAUCCCGCCAGUUAGCUCCGGGUGA